AUGCUAACUUUGUUUUUCUUCAGAAUUAGUUCUUACAAGCUUUCUCGUGAAGAAAACUCAGUCCCUUAUUCCGAAUGCACAGAAAUACAGAAGCCCGAAACUUCAGAUCUUUUUACAAUUCAAAAUAUUGAAAUUCCAGCAGGAGGUUGCCUCAAGACGGAUUCAAAUGCUAUAUUAGCAGGUGACACAGAUUAUGAUGUUGAAUAUACAAUUGUUCAACAAGGAAAUGAUCCAAUUGAAAAUGACCCUGUUCCUAAUCCAAUCGUUUUAAAUAACAUUAACCCAACGUCAAAAACAAUUCACUAUAAAAUCACUUGCCACAAUUCAGAAUCUAAUUGCAAUAUUCGAAUUGCCCAAAUUAAAGGCUCAAUUCAAGUAAAGGAUGAUGACAAUUACGUGAAUUAUGAUUAUGUAAGUUAUAUUACCACAAAUUACGAUGAUAAACUCGAAGGCCACCAUAUUUCAAUUGAUGAUAACAAUUUUGAUAAAGUUUAUGCAUAUUUUCUUCCAAAACAGGAGCUACUACUAUCAUUUAGUGCAGACUCGUCAAGUACCAUUACUUCCCUUACAAAUGACGGAGUAAAUUAUCAAAAUACAGUUUCCCAAGAGCUGACAAUCACAGAACCAUAUGGAUUGAAAAUAGAUGGUGGAGAAGAGAACAUAAAUAUUGGAUUUUCAAUCAGAUAUUCAUCAAAAGGAACAAUUUCUGAUCAAAAUCAGAUAAAUUUCAUAGAAAUGAAAGGUUUCAUACCAUUCACUGACGGACAACUAUAUCUGAGUGAUCUUGUGAGUGAGCAGCCAUCAGUAGAAAGUGAUAAUAACGAUACUGAUGAUACUGAUAUAUUUGGAGAGUGUGAAGACCUCGAUUCACAAGCGUAUGACUACAAUGUGAUAUUUACAAGGGAAAUACAACCAGGAAAUUGUGUCAAAUCACUGUCAAAUUUAGUUAUUGCAACUAAUACUUCAUUGUUAGUUGAUACAAAGACAUAUUUGUUCUCAGAGGAUAAGUACAUUGAUAAGACAGGUAUAGAGAAUCCUUUCAUCAUCAACAACGAAAAUUCUUAUGAUAAAAAUCUUUAUUCAAAGAUUUAUUGUAAGAAUCCUGAUGAAACAUGCCAUAUAGAGUAUGCUUUCAUCAAAGGAACUAAUACUUAUCAAAACGGAGAUGGUUUUCAGACAAUGAUAAGUUAUAUUUCGACAAAAACUGAAGGAUUGCUUAUAGGAGACAUGUCUAGUGAUGAAUCAACAGGAAACUAUACAGAAGUUACACUACAUUUCUUCUCAAAGGCGAAACUUUUCGGAAAUUUCUCUUCAACAAAUAAAGUUUUGUUUACACAGAAACAUCAUCGCAGUGAAGAGAAUGUAACACAAAAGGAAGUUAAUUUCACAAGCCCUUCAAUGUUUUCUUUGACUCCUUACAUUAAUACCAUUUCUCAUUUUGAAUUUUCAUAUAGUAUGGGAAAGACAGCAUCAGAAUCUAAUGAUUCAUUCUUCCCUAUAUUCGAAGGCAUCAUUCCUGAUAAAGGAGGUGUUCUUUUACUCUCUGAUUUGAAACAAAUUGAUCUUCCAAAUAAUUCUCAUGUUUCUCACACUCCACAACCAACAGAACCAGGUAAAUUCCCCGUGGGAAUAGUUGCUGGCGUUGUUUGCGCUCUUGUUGUCGCAUUUACUGCACUUGCUGUGACAAUUUGGUUUGUUUUCUUUAGAAAGAGAAAUAAUAAGGCAAAGAAGAAUGAUUCAUCGACAUCUUCUUCAUCAUCCGAUGAAAAACCGGAAGAGCCUUAA
Trichomonas vaginalis G3 is the source of this 1785-nucleotide messenger RNA. Its product is annotated as glycoprotein 38 family. The coding region runs from base 1 to 1785 and encodes 594 amino acids. The transcript has a single exon. The record is from RefSeq and is a predicted model, not a curated record. NCBI's taxonomy places the organism in Eukaryota, Parabasalia, Trichomonadida, Trichomonadidae.